Molecule: messenger RNA, 834 nt
Organism: Macrosiphum euphorbiae (potato aphid)
Lineage: Eukaryota; Metazoa; Arthropoda; Insecta; Hemiptera; Aphididae
Source: the annotation of a GenBank genome assembly
AUGUACAGGACGCUGGCAAUCCUGUCUGGCGCGGCGGCCGGUCUGCUGUUCGCCAGGAUGUCGCUGAUGGGCGACAGCGGACCACCGGUGUUCGCGGCCGCCGACAACCCGACAGCAAAGUCGCCGAGUCUGGUGACGCGAACUCUGACGUUCCUCUACCUGCCCGCCGAGAACAUCCGGUUGCUCGUCUACCCCCGGAGGCUGAGCUUUGACUGGUCCAUGGACGCCAUAGCGCCAGUCACGUCCGUCUACGACCCCAGGAACGCACUGUCCGUCGCCCUGUACGUGGCCCUGUUCGCCGCGGCCAAGCGGUCCGCCUCAGCCGCGUCCAGGGCUAGGCUGCACCACAACCGGCCUCACAGAUGUUGUUCAAAAACCAAGUACGAUCGCCCUGCCGACCGUCCCGAUGACCCGGCAAGGGCCGUGGGACUCGCUGUCGCCAUGACCGCCAUACCGUUCGUGCCGGUGUCCAACAUGUUUUUCUACGUGGGCUUCGUGCUGGCCGAGAGGGUGCUGUACAUGCCCAGUGUGGGCUACUGCUUCCUGUUCGGGUACGGUUACGCUGCGCUGGAACGCCGUUUGGGGCCUAAGUGGCCAAGGAUGGGGCUGAUGGUGGUGCUCACCGUGUACGGUGCCCGGACGGUCAUCAGGAACAACGACUGGCAGGACGACGAGUCGCUGUACCGAUCGGGAGUGCACAUCAACCCGCCGAAAGCCUACGGAAAUUUGGGCUCAAUACUGAGUAGUCAGGGUCGAUUGGACGAGGCGGAAACGGCGCUGAGGACGGCGUUACGAUAUCGACCGAACAUGGCGGACGUGCAUUACAAUUUGUAA